This is a messenger RNA of Gloeophyllum trabeum ATCC 11539, 282 nucleotides long. RefSeq lists its product as uncharacterized. The transcript is spliced from 2 exons. The coding region runs from base 1 to 282 and encodes 93 amino acids. Lineage: Eukaryota; Fungi; Basidiomycota; Agaricomycetes; Gloeophyllales; Gloeophyllaceae. The record is from RefSeq and is a predicted model, not a curated record.
AUGUCCCUCUCAGAAGCCGACGCAAAGCGCGAAGUCCGCGCCUGGGGCUUCCCGCGCGUCUACACCUGGACAGACCGCGCGAACGCCCACUACGCCCCGCACACCCACCCCGGCAUCACCACGCACCUCAUCCUCUCCGGCACCUUCACCGUCACCUACCCCGACAAACCAGACGCGCAGAAGGAGACCUUCGGGCCCGGCGCGCGCAUCGACGUGCCCGCGGGCCAGCUGCACGAGGUGUGGAUCGGCGAGGAGGGGUGUACGUAUGUUAUCGGCGAAUGA